UCCAUUUCCCAUGAUUAUAAUUAUGAAACCUGAAUUUAUCUCCAUUUUCCAGGAUUCACCUUUACUGAUCUCCUCCUUUCUUGCUAGCUUCUUUCUUUGGGGAAUUUGAUCGAACGAGUAAUGGGGGACUUGACGACGUUGGCGAAGGCGAGAUUGGAGCUUGAAAAACUCUAUCUGGGAGUCCCCGACGACUCCGUCAAUCUCACCUUUCAACACCUUGCAGACGUCAAUCAAAAACCCGGGAAAAAGGAGCCCAACUCCACCAUCACCAUCAUGGAAGCCAUUGAAGAAGUUAAAACCGUCAAACACGCCUCUUCACGAAUUAGAAAAUUACCCAGCCUUGAUUUCAAUCGCGCCUUACAAGCAUCCAAACCUCACGAUCUCCACCGCGACCACCAUCUCGAUAGAGAUGAUCAUCAUCGUCUCCACUACGGCCAUCAUAAUCACGAUCACCAUAAUCGUAAUCAUGUGGUCGGGAGUAGCAUCGGAGCAUUUGACGACAUAAGUGGCGUGAGUAUGGCUUCCACCCUUCCAGAUAGAGGUCGAGGGCGUCGGCCUGGAAUUCCUCACUCCAAUAUCUGCACUAUUUGCACAAUUUACAUCUAUAUUUUCAGGCACCGAUGCCUUGUUUGUGGAAGGGUCUACUGCAGGAACUGCGUAGCCAUUGGCAUGGGAGAUAUGACGGAAGGAAGAAAAUGCCUCGACUGUCUAGGCAGAAGAUUCAGCCAACGAUAUAUAAAUAAAGCAGGGAAGGUUGGGUGUUUGUCAAGGUACCCAGUAAUGGUUAAGCAAGCAGAGCUCAAAUGGGCUGAAAAAGGACCUAGGAGAAGCGGUGAAAGAGCCAACGGUCGCAGCGCUGUUAUGAUGUCCAGAUCAAUAAGCCCAAUGACCCCUACGAAGCCACAUCGUGGAACUAGCAAUCCUCCUUCUUUUGUCACCCCGUCCUCUCCUUAUUCCCCCUAUACCACUCCUACCCACCAUCACCUCCCACUUUAAUUAUAAUCUUAGCUUAUUUUGUAAUGUGCUGUUUUAACAAACUACAUGAGUUUCCGAUGAGUGAUGAAUGUUUUUUUAAUUAUUUUUAGCUUAUUUUGUUUUAACAUAUUACGCCAAUUUUUUUUUUUUUUACUAUUGUUAUUAAAUUAUUGGCAAACUUUAUAUGUCUAGUACUUU
Molecule: messenger RNA, 1173 nt
Organism: Tripterygium wilfordii
Lineage: Eukaryota; Viridiplantae; Streptophyta; Magnoliopsida; Celastrales; Celastraceae
Exons: 3
Coding region: 121-996 (291 amino acids)
Source: RefSeq, a predicted model, not a curated record